ACGAGAAGUAGAGCGAGAAGAGGAGCUUGGCGCAUUAUAUGUAUCGCGCGUCGCGCUAUCCGGACGAUACUCCCUACUCUACGUAGGAAAAGGAUCGACCGUUGAUUCACUCUCGAUAAUUGACAAGACGAGGAGAUAGAGCGAUGGAGAAUCUCCUCGCCACCACUACUGGCAUCCCGUUUGACCAAACGGAGAAUUUGGAUCGCUUCGUGUUCGGAUGGCUAGACUACGCGCUCUUCAGCCUGCUGCUGCUCGUCAGCCUUCUCAUCGGCGUGUACUUUGGUUUCUUCAGCAAGCAAGACAGCACAACGGAGUAUCUCCUGGGCGGUAAACGAAUGGGAUGCUUUCCCGUCGCGAUGAGCAUCGUCGCUAGCCACAUCUCGGGUAUCAGCUUGCUGGGCAUACCCACGGAGGUUUUCCAAUAUGGGAGCCAAUAUGCCGCGUGCGUGAUCACGUCGAUCCUGACUGCCGUCAUCACCUCUUACCUCUUCCUGCCUGUGCUCUACAAGCUGCAGCUACCCAGCACCUUUGAAUAUCUAGAGCUCAGGUUUACCAGACCGGUCAGGAUCCUCUCUUCGGUGCUAUUCACCAUCUCGCUCUUCACGUACUUGCCCAUUGUCAUCUACGUACCUGCCCUCGCCUUCGCGCAAGUCAGCAACCUAAGCGUUCACGCGAUAACGCCAGUGCUCUGCAUCGUAUGCAUCAUUUACACCAGCAUUGGUGGCCUAAAGGCGGUAGUAUGGUCGGACACUAUACAAUUUUCCGUGACCGUCGGCGGACUCUUUGCGGUUCUCGUGCUCGGUACACUGUCCGUUGGUGGCAUUGAGCAAGUGUGGAGCAUUUCCGGCACAGGCGGUCGUCUCGUUUUCUUUGAUAUGGAUCCAAGUCCGUUCGCGAGGAACACUUUUUGGGGUAUGGCUAUAGGUAUGACGGUAAUAUGGCUCGGAAACAUCGGUAUUCAUCCGGGUACGGUGCAGCGAUUCCUGUCGGUGCCUAGAGAGAUCGACGCCAAACGCAUUGUGAUUACUGCAGUAGGACUGAUACUCGUCAAACUGAUCUGCGUGUUCACCGGAUUAAUCAUGUUUGCCAAAUAUCAUGACUGUGAUCCUUUUCUGACCAAGUCGAUAAGUCGCACCGAUCAGACUCUACCCUUUUACGUGAUGGACGUUGCUGGGCAUCUACCGGGACUUCCGGGAUUAUUCCUAGCGGGCCUAGUGAGUGCCGCGCUCGCGACUAUGAGCGCCAGCUUCAACACCGUGUCCGGUACCAUUUACGAGGAUUUCAUAAAUUUGCGGAUCCCGGAUAGCCCUGAGAAAGAAGCUAUGGCCGCCAACAUUAUGAAGGGCAUCGUCGUGAUAGCCGGCGCGAUUUCGGUUGGUUUGGUGUUCCUGGUCGAGCGGCUAGGAUCGGUCUUUCAAAUAGCCGUAAGUAUGCGUGGCGUGACCGAUGGACCCUCGCUGGGCCUCUUUAUGCUAGGAAUGCUGGUACCUUGGGCGAACGCGAAAGGCGCGUUGUUCGGCGGUUACGUCGGUCUAAUCAGCAUGCUUUGGCUGGUGGGAGGCGCUCAAUGGCACACCAUACAUGACAGAAUUAAAUACAAUUCGUUACCUACAUCGACAGUUGGUUGUUCGUAUCCGUUGAACCAAACCCUUCUGACCGCGACAACGCCUACUUGGGUGGACCCGAACGAGGAACCUAUGAUACUCUUUCAAAUAUCCUUCAUAUAUUAUAAUAUGAUAGGAGCGGUGAUCGUUGUCGUCGUCGGCACUAUCGCGAGUUAUGUCUUUGGCGUGGAUCUCGAGAGCGUAGAUCCUGAUCAUAUUUCGCCGAUGUUGAGAAGGUUUCUUCCUUCUCGAAAAUAUGCCGAAGUCUCGUUGAGAGAAGUGCCGCCGUCGUUCAACGUUGCGCCGGAGAAAAUCAAGUAAUCUCAAGUGCGAUUCGUCAUUAUUUUAGUCAGUGGUAAGCGAGCUGGUAGGAUCAGCCCGAGAAAAAUCUCUCGAGUAAACGGUAAUCUUCAUUCUAGAAGAAUCUCCACGAUUCUAGACGAAUCGUCAACGAUGUUUUCGAGUCCACCGCGGUCACGACAAAGGGGUGUCGGCUCUCUUAUUGAUUAACAGACGCAUGCGCCAGCUACCCUGGUGCCACACAUGCCGCGAUUGUUUUUGAUCUCUCGCAAUCAGUCGCGUUCCCAGCCAGCGUUCGUUUAGGAGGCAAGACGUCGCCGACGGUUCCUCGGCGACCGUGUCCUCCCUGGAUACUCUGACUGAGGAAACGGAGAUUGAGCGUUACGAGAAACGUCUUUGAUUGAGUAUCACCGUGCGGCGGAACAAGUAUCGUCACCAUUAAAUUCUGCUCGACGUUGGGAAAAAGAGUAUCUUUUAGCUGAUCGCGCUACUUUUAUAAUAGACCUUUCAAUGUUGUUGGGAGGAGCGAUAGACUAGUAAUCGCGAAAUUAGUCGCUAAUCGCUAAUCGCUAAUUGUCGUGGACGUUGGAGGUCAAGUUACGUCGCUGAAGAUGUUGAUCGGGGUGGCUCGGGGUUGGCCGCGUGUCCUCGUAUAUAGGAUGGCCGCGCCUACACGUGGAGCGAGUGUCGUCGCGAAUACCGAGCGUUCUCGGUCCGACCUCGUAACGUUCAACAAGUACGAGUGUCGAUAUACCUCGCGGCAUUCUCGCAGCGGUUUCACGAUCGCAACGUUUUUACAAGCGGAUGACAUUUCAUCGUGCAACAUCGUCGAUACCUUCGAGUGAUGGACCACCAGGAGCGUCGACGUACGCUCGACAUA
Temnothorax curvispinosus is the source of this 2784-nucleotide messenger RNA. Its product is annotated as sodium-coupled monocarboxylate transporter 1-like. Lineage: Eukaryota; Metazoa; Arthropoda; Insecta; Hymenoptera; Formicidae. The record is from RefSeq and is a predicted model, not a curated record. The coding region runs from base 144 to 1925 and encodes 593 amino acids. Gene Ontology annotation, cellular component: membrane. Gene Ontology annotation, biological process: sodium ion transport; transmembrane transport. Gene Ontology annotation, molecular function: symporter activity. The transcript is spliced from 8 exons.